This is a messenger RNA of Orbilia oligospora ATCC 24927, 657 nucleotides long. RefSeq lists its product as uncharacterized. The coding region runs from base 1 to 657 and encodes 218 amino acids. Gene Ontology annotation, biological process: protein import into mitochondrial matrix. Lineage: Eukaryota; Fungi; Ascomycota; Orbiliomycetes; Orbiliales; Orbiliaceae. Gene Ontology annotation, cellular component: TIM23 mitochondrial import inner membrane translocase complex; mitochondrial inner membrane. The record is from RefSeq and is a predicted model, not a curated record. Gene Ontology annotation, molecular function: transmembrane protein transporter activity. The transcript has 2 exons.
AUGUCGUGGUGGGACUCCAUAACAGGUCGCAAGGCCACUACUUCUGCUUCUUCAUCUGGAGUUAUUGCAGAGCCACAUGAUGUUUUCGUACCAGCUCCUUUCGAUCCUAGUACUGCUGCCGAUGUCUCUUCCUUCCUUAACACCUCGGCAUUCGACCCCUCCACCUUACAUCCACUGGCUGGCCUAGAUGAAGGCUUGGAAUACUUAAAACUCGAAGAUGAAGCACUUUCAGACCUCCCAGGAACUAAUUCCUUCCUACCCUCGAGAGGGUGGAGUGACGAUCUUUGCUAUGGUACUGGUACAACAUAUCUCGCAGCCUUAUCGAUAGGCGGCGCAUGGGGUUUUGUCGAGGGUGUCAGCAGGAGCCCGCCAAUGGCCCCGCCAAAGCUGAAGCUCAACAGUAUUCUUAACGGAAUGACACGGCGAGGGCCUUUUAUGGGAAAUAGUGCCGGUGUAAUUGCGAUGGUGUACAACGGUAUCAAUAGCACAAUUGGUUACGCAAGAGGGAGGCACGAUACUGCGAACAGUGUUGUGGCCGGUGCGCUGAGUGGGGCAAUUUUCAAGAGCACGAGAGGUGUACGACCAAUGCUUAUCGCUUCUGGUAUCACCGGCAGCGCCGCCGGUAUCUGGGCCGUCUCGAGAAAGGCUUUCCUUUAA